Myodes glareolus (Bank vole) is the source of this 2896-nucleotide messenger RNA. The record is from RefSeq and is a predicted model, not a curated record. Lineage: Eukaryota; Metazoa; Chordata; Mammalia; Rodentia; Cricetidae.
UGUACUGAGACUCUAGCUGGUCUGGUGCUUACUUGAUCAGCUCCUUCUAGAUCACACCCUGUGUCUUUGCCCUCUGGCUUGGACUCCCUCCAGCACUGUAAUCAUUAACGCCUUCGGGAAACCCACGGACAAAAGGGACCAGAGCCUGGACUCGUCACCAACCAGAGGCAGUGUCUGCUGAAGUCUGGAGAUGGAGAGAAGCAAGGAGCAAGAUGGCAGUGAGAAGCCCACAGGGUCAGAGCCUGACAGUGGGGCACCAGGACUGUCACUGAAGAGGGAGAUUGGUCUGUGGAGUGCAGUUUCCAUGACUGCUGGCUGUAUGAUUGGUUCUGGCAUCUUCAUGUCACCACAGGGGGUCUUGGUUUACAUGGGUAGUCCUGGAGCCAGUCUUGUUGUCUGGGCCACUUGUGGCCUCCUGGCCAUGCUGGGUGCCCUGUGCUAUGCUGAACUGGGCAGUCUGGUUCCUGAAUCUGGGGGAGACUAUGCCUACAUUUUACGAACCUUCGGCUCUUUGCCUGCCUUCCUGGUUAUCUACACAUUUGUACUGGUGGCCAGACCCGCUGCCAUCACGGCUGUCUCUCUGAGUUUUGCUGAAUAUGCGCUGGCUCCCUUUUACCCAGGCUGCUCCUCAUUCCCUCAGAUCACGGUCAAGAUUGUAGCUUCCUCUUGCAUCCUGUUGCUGCUACUGAUCAACUUCUGGAGCUCAAGGAUAUCCACGGUGGUGAUGAACGUGUGCACAGCUGCCAAGGUGUUUUCAUUGCUUAUCAUUGUAGUGGGUGGGGCUGUGGUGCUGGCCCAGGGCCACAGUCGUGCAGAAUCCUGGCCGUUUGCCUUCCACAACACAACACAGCAGGCAGGGCGCAUUGGCAUGGCUUUCUACCAGGGCCUGUGGUCCUUUGAUGGCUGGAAUAAUGUCAACAUGGUUGUAGAGGAGCUCAAGAACCCAAAGGGGAAAACUGAAAUUCACAAAAGGGGAAUUACUCUGAAUCCGUACUGCCAGCAUUCUUAUUGAUUCUGCUGGCUGCCUCCUGUCUUGUUCCCUCUAGAACACUGCAGUAGAUACAUGCUCAUAGUUUCCAAAGUCUGGGUGCCACUUGAGGACAUAGCUUACUUUGGCUUGGGAAACAAUCCAGUCAUGCCUUUUCACCCCAACCUGUGAACCUGGUCUGGAUAAUCAGUGUGCGAGCUGAUCUGAAGGGCCACCCCAGACUCUGUUGUGGCAUUUGAAUCUUCAGUUAUUAAUACACUGACUCUUUGCUAUAAAUGUAUUUUCUGAGAUGUUGUUUGUUUUCUUUUUCCCUUGUAGGAGUUUCAAAUUCUCUCAGAAUAGGAACUGCAAGUCUGCUGUCCCCGCUGGGCUGGCUUAGGGGCAUUCCAGCUUUCAGAGGCUUGGCAAAGGCUUGCCCUCACUGGAGGGCGGCUUGAGAAGAGAAUGGCAGUUUAGAGACAAAAGAGGAGAGAGAGAGAGAGAGAGAGAGAGAGAGAGAGAGAGAAUGUAUGCUCAGAGUCCUAGGAUCUCAUCCUUAUUUUUAUUUUUCUUCUCUGAGACACUCUCAUUGUAGCCCAGGUGGGCGUUGAGCUUGUGCUGUGGCUAAGAAUGUCUUUGAACUUCUGAUCCUCCUGUCCUCACCCCCUAAAUGGUGGGAUUACAGGAGUCAUCGGCAUGCCUGGUGGUUUUAAUUUUUUGCAUGUGAUUUCAUGUUCCUAAGUUUUUGUCUGUGAAAAGGGACUAUCAUAAUAACUGCCCUGACUUCCUUCUUCAUUUCUGAGAUUUCACUGGUACAUUCUUGGCACACGGCUUGGGAAGCUCUCAAGUAAAUGGGUAAAUGGGUAGCAUGUACAUAUGGUUGCCUGGCAGCCGUAGAGCCCCCUUCUCAAUCUAGACUGUGGGCUUUCAGCUAGGUCAAGAAAAGAGCAGGGCUCCGGAAGUUGGUCUCUGAAGUUGAAGACAAGCUCCCAUGGUUGUGGUGGUUAUCAGCAAAGUCUUUCAAGAAAGGGUUCAAGAGUUAAGAUUUUAAAGCCCCCUAUCCAUUAGUACCUGUCACAACUACUUUUUUCUGUUAUGGUAGCAGAAAAACUGUUAUAGGUAAAUAAAGGAACACAGUUGUGUUUCAACCAAACAUAAUUGACAAAAUCAGCCACGGGUUACAAUUGGUCCACGGCUGUUGUUUGCUGACCUCUGCUGUUUUGUUGUGGGUUUCAAAGCAAAACCUAAGCCAGUCACCAGAAUGCCAGCACCUGAAAUGCUGCCCUAACUUGUUCUAAAAAGUAUAUUUAUUUCAUCCUCUCCUCACCUCCAUCAGAGAAACUACAGAAGCGUUGUCAAACCAGGGUCAGCCAUAUAUGCAGACUCCUUGGGAUUUGAAGAAUUCAGAGCCCUCAGAGUGAAGUCAGAAAAUCUCACUGUUCUUGUAAUACAAUGGCCAGAAACGUACCAAGAACCCAACUCAGGGCUCUGCCGAUGUCACAACUCAUUGCUACUGGGAAAGUUGCCUGGGGAGAGGCCAAGUUCAAAAGCUUGCUGGGUUCCUUGCCCUGACGACGUGUGAGGUUGAGUCAUGCAUACUGGGUGCUCACUGUGCGGAGGGCAUCCCCAAAAACCCUGUGGGAGUGAGAGUGCCUUGACUCCAGGUAGCCUUGCAUGAGCCUAGGCAGAGCCGCAUUCCAGCCCCUGGGUGGUAAAACCGUAGCUGCGGUAUCCAUUCUGUGGCCAAGGCUUUGAACUCAGAGUCUCACCCGUUUGCAGCGUGGUCCUCUUGGCAGCGUGACCAACUGACCAACAAAGCAGAGCGGUCAAACGCCUCCUGGGGGGGUGAGACUGGAGUCUCACCACAGCUCUGCAGAAGCAGUAUGAACACGAACGUGGAGGCCUGAAAGAACAGAGCCGGCUGGUGGA